CCUGAUGUGCUCAAUAGAGGACAUCCUGGCCUUUCCAAUGCUAUCUCAUAUGUUUGGGUGGGAUGAGGGGAAGUUUGUUUUCAUGCUGAGACAAAAUGGAGACUGCAGAAAAACGUGCCUGUCAGGAAAAAUUAAAAGAAGGCAGAACCAAGGCAGAGAGAAUUUUGUAUCGAAUGGUUGAGGGAGAUUCAGAUCUGGAACUGUCAGAUGAGGAAAAUGCUGAGGAUGAGGUUGCUCCUGCUGAAGAAGAGAGAGAAAGCUCAGAAGAUGAGUCAGGAGGCUCAUCAGAUGAGCUGACAGACACAGAUGACAGGAAAACCGUCGUCCUCUGUGGGCCAAGACCAGCAUAUUUAAACCUGUGCUGCCCAGGCCUCCUGACUGUCAAGAGGACCCCACCAUUCGUAGAAACUGGAGUCCUAUUCAGUACUUUUCACAGUACAUUGACAACAAAGUCUUUGAAGACUUGGCAGCAUUUACAAAUCAGAGAGAGCUACAGACAAAGGGUAUCUUCUUCAACACCACCGCUGAAGAAAUGAGGAUCUUCUUUGGCAUUUCAAUCCACAUGGCCUGCCUUGGCUUUCCCAGAAUCAAAAUGUUUUGGGCCAGCAAAACCAAAGUGCCAAUAAUAAGCCAGAAAAUGACAAGGAAUAGGUUCUUCAAGUUAAGAAACUCACUGAAAAUUGUCAAUGACCUGGAUGUAACAGAGGAAACAAAGAAGAAAGACAUUCUUUGGAGAGUCAGGCCACUUCUGGACAGAGUAAGGCGAGGCUGCCUUGGCCUCCCGAAACCAGGAAGAGUCUGCAUCGAUGAGCAGAUGAUCCCUUUUACGGGCCGUUGUCCCAUCAGGCAGUUUGUUCCAGGCAAGCCAUACCCUACUGGUUUAAAGGUUUUUGUACUUGCUUCUCCAGAUGGUCUGAUGCUGGACUUUGAAGUAUAUCAAGGGAAGGAUACAUUUGCUGAUCGAAGGAUGGGAAUUGGGGCAGCAGCAGUCCUACGCAUGGUUGAAACUGUUCCCAAAGGAAGUCACCUGUACUUCGACCGCUACUUCACAUCAGUUAACCUCAUGGAUAAAUUGCUGGCCAAGGGCCUUCCAGCAACUGGAACCAUAACAAAAAACCGUCUCCCAAAGACGUGCCAGUUGCCUGAUGACAAACAACUGAAAAGAGAAGGGAGGGGAGCGUCAGUGAUGGUAGUCAGGAGAAGUCCUGAGUUGGCCAUCACAAAAUGGUAUGACAACAAGCCUGUGCUGAUGGCUUCUACUGCACAUGGAAAAGAUCCUGAAGAUGUCUGCACCAGAUGGUCGAAUAAAGACAAAGUCCAGGUCCAAGUGAGAAGACCCUCAGUCAUUAGAGAGUACAAUGUCAACAUGGGUGGUGUGGACCUCUGUGACCGCAUGCUGAGCUUCUAUCACAUGGCAAGCAGAACCAAGAAAUGGACUAUGCGUGUGAUUGCUCAUUUCUUUGAUGUUGCCAUCACAAAUUCCUGGAUCCAGUACAAGUCUGACAGCAUAGCGCUUAAACGAUCAGCAAAAAACACUGAACAGUUCUUGGACUUCAAACUGCAUUUGGCAAAUGAGCUGAUGAACUACCUAGAACCUGAGGACACUGACAAAAGAGUAGACGACAGUGAGGAGAGCGAAGAAGAGUACGAGCCACCCUUUAAAAAGAGGAUUCCACAACCAGAAGCAUCGUUAAGAAAAUGUGGGGCCAGACACAUGCCAGAGAUGGUAGACUGCAACCAUGCAGAGAGGUGCCGAAACCAAGGUUGCAUGGGCAAAACAUAUAUGAGAUGCAUCAGUUGCAAGAUGUUCCUCUGCAUAACAAAGAAGAGAAACUGUUUCCUGGAGUACCAUCGCUAAGAAUUAAAGAAGAACAAGGAAGAGUAGGAGGAAAACAAUGAAGAGGAGGAGGAGCUAACAGAUUCAAACUUGAGCUACCCAGGCCCUCCUGACUGUUGAGAGUUUAAUUUAUGUUCAGUUUAAUUUAAAAAGUUUUAUUACAAAAUGGAUUGGCUUUCUUCUUUUCUUUCAGCCCAUUUUGAUUCUGAAGUGUCGCUGUUAUUGUCGCUGUUAUUUUAUACAGUAAAAUCGUUCUGUUGUAUACUAC
Hemibagrus wyckioides is the source of this 2105-nucleotide messenger RNA. RefSeq names its product piggyBac transposable element-derived protein 3-like. The record is from RefSeq and is a predicted model, not a curated record. Bases 533 to 1858 code for a protein of 441 amino acids. Lineage: Eukaryota; Metazoa; Chordata; Actinopteri; Siluriformes; Bagridae. The transcript is spliced from 3 exons.